Zasmidium cellare ATCC 36951 is the source of this 5088-nucleotide messenger RNA. RefSeq lists its product as uncharacterized. The transcript has a single exon. NCBI's taxonomy places the organism in Eukaryota, Fungi, Ascomycota, Dothideomycetes, Mycosphaerellales, Mycosphaerellaceae. Bases 1 to 5088 code for a protein of 1695 amino acids. Gene Ontology annotation, cellular component: plasma membrane. The record is from RefSeq and is a predicted model, not a curated record. Gene Ontology annotation, biological process: Ras protein signal transduction; positive regulation of GTPase activity. Gene Ontology annotation, molecular function: guanyl-nucleotide exchange factor activity.
AUGCGAUGGCUCAUCCUCGAGCGCAGCGCGUCCACGCGGAAGCGCCUGCAGAAAGAGAAGGACAAAGACACCGUCAAGGUGAAGGUGAACAGCAUGGCCGCCGCAAUCCCAGCCAAGCCGCCUCUACAAGCGCGCCGCAUCAAACACCUCGACCCGCCGCCCCAGAUCUCCCCCGUCUCCGAGAAGCUACGCAAGGCAAAAGAUGGCACUGUUGACAGACCACGAGGGCACAAACGCGCGGACACUGCCCCAACUGUGGGCAAGCUGAGCAGUGUCGAAGACGAGCAGGACCAUUCCAAGAAAUUCACCGUCGCCAACGUCGGCGCAGGAGGGACAUUGUUCCUCGAACCGACUCGCGUAGCUGCUCCUCAUCUAAACUAUGCGCCUGCUACGCCCCCUGCAACGUCUGAUGGCGAGUCGUCUGUUUGGACCGAUCGACCUCUUCUGCGUGAAAGCUAUAAUUCUGGUUCUUGGACACCACGACCUGACCGAGGACGAAUGGCUUCAAUGGCGGGAAUGCCGGUACCACCACUAAGCUUGGCCAAUGCAAACAAGGCAUACGACCGUCGAAGGACACGCUCACAUUCAGAAUCGACAGUUAGCGAUCGAUUACGUUUGACGCAGUAUGGUGCGAACGACUUUGCAUUGCCUCAGGACGGCGAACGAACACCCAGGCGAAGACGGCGAAGUAGUGCAGACUUGGCUAGAGGAUUGGUGGAUGUGCACAUUCCUCACUAUCGACUGGGAACUCCCCGGUUCAGCGAUAGAGGGACGGCAUAUCUACAUUAUUCCAUGGUCACCAACUCAACAGACGGCAUUCCUUCUUCAGUCAUCUCACGAACAGAAUACGACAAGCUGUUCCCAAUCCCACCCGGACGUGGCAUAAGCAGCUUCUACUCCCACCUCUCAGGAGCACCAUCUGUCCUACACCCGGACCGAGCGUAUUCCAGGAGUACAGCCUCCAGGACGCCAUUCGAAUCACAACGACCAUCGACAGUGGGCAUCAUCACACCAGCUCUCUUCGAUAAGCUAGAAUCAAAUCUCGACGACCCAAGUGUGGUCCACUAUCACCCCACAACAGGACGAAUAGUUGCAGCAACACCAGCACGACUGAUUGCACAGAUCACCUCACCACAGUUCCUUGACUAUGAGCUUCUUGCUGACUUCUUCCUUACCUAUCGAUGCUUUAUGCAAAGCCGCGAUGUGUUGGACUUUCUUUUUGCGAGAUUGCGUUGGGCAUUUGUCGAGGGCAACGAUGCUGGUCGGAUUGCUAGAGUCAGGACGUUCGUUGCCCUUCGACAUUGGAUUCUCAACUACUUCCAAGACGACUUCAUGGUGGAUGGUCUGUUCAGACAGAACUUCUGCGAUCAAGUCAACGAUUUGGGUCGAUCUCUCCGAGAACGGCCAGACAGAGGAGGUGGAGACAUGAACAUUGUCGGCGAGCUCAAGAAGUGCUGGCGACGCACGUGUGCGCUGUAUUGGCCUGUUCAAGAUGCCCACGAGAUGUCGCCUGACGCGGACAUUGUACCUGGAGGCGAUACCGUCAUCCCCGAUGCACACUCAAGCCUCAGCCUGCCACUGACCAUCAGACCAACCACGCGCAGUCACUCCAUCUUCGAAAUGGCACAGAUACCGCUCCCGAGUCGGCCUGAGAGAGGUCUCGUCAACGCCAACAACAUCAACCUGAAUGGAUCAGAUCCACGAUCGACGGUAACCAGCCGUACUGCCAGCAUACCAGCUUCUCCCAUGAGUGACCAGAGUCUUGAAGUGCUAUCAUGCUCUGUGCCAUUCCUUCGCAAUCUUCGUCCUACUGCUCGAGCAAGAGAGAAGACUUUACCACCAAAGACGUUAAACAACGACAAGAACAAGAAGGCUAGGCCUGCACGGAAUCACAAGAGAAGUGGAAGCUUUUCAGAUGCUCUACGUGACAAGCGCACACCAUUGUCAUCACCCAAAGCGGACAACAUCGAGCUCAAAGAUCUGCCAGCCUUCGCCAUCACCGGCGGUCUGGUGAGAGGCAUCUUGCUUCAGCCUUCUCCUGCAAAGGUUGACAACAAUGUGCCUGUGACUCCAGGUCCACCUGGCCCAGAGCUGACCGAGGCACGGCUCGCAGGUCACAAUGAUGGCUACUUCAACGGACAGCAUAUCGGCGUGAAGAAGUUCGUUGGCGAGGUGCGGCGGGCGUUGAGCAGUCGAAAAGCCAGCAGCGGUUCGCCAUCACGCAGUGCAGGCUCUGGCUCAGACACUGAGUCCAAAGGAGCCAUUCGACCUCGUGGUCAUCGAAGAUUCCAGCCUGAUAUGCAGCAGCUGCCUGGACCAGAUCGGUUCGACGUGCUGGGAGUGCAGAUCGAGACAUCGUAUUCUGACGCGGUCGAUUCAACAGCCAAAGAAAGAGCCAAGCACGAUAAACGAGAAGCUGCCUUGCAACCCGCACCAGGCAGUGAAAUCAACAAGGAUCAAGUACUGGACGAGAAAGACCUUCCAGACACUCCACGAGCCGAGACACCUCGACCUGUUACUGCUCACAAAGACCUAUCAGUCCCAGCGAGCAAGCAAGAGUCGGUGGAUGUCAUGGACUUUGGGCGCUUGAACAGCCAUAACACGAAUGUCACGACGGGAAGUAGGUCAAUCGUGAUUGUGGAUGCUACCGGUGCCCCAGAGAUUCCCAUGAUGUCUGGAGGUCUGCCGUCACUAAGCUCAAUGUCGACAGAGAUGAUGCCGUACCCGCUCUUCCGUGAUCGAGAGUACUUCCCACCUGUUCCACCGAUCCCCAACAACCUCAAGCGGACAUCAUCUCAGCCGCCAAUGACACGUACUGGCGAGUGGGAUGGAUGGCGGUCUUCAGAUGAGCGCAUGCAUGACUUGCUCACAACUCCAAACCCUUGGGAUAUUCAGCCUCGACUUAGUCGAUCCGACAGCCAGAUCAUGCGGAAGUCUUCAUCUUUGAUGGAUCCGUCUCUUUUCGAGAUACCUCGCCUACCACACCAGCUUCGCAGACAGCCUCAUGGAGAUAAUUUGAGAGCGGCUCAUCAUGUUCAUUCACUGCGGCCUGGGAUGAGGUCACGAUCUGUUGACAGCCCCAGAGCAUCGACAGCAACAAGAUCAGUCGCCCACUCUGCUGCAACACAUACUGACGAGUCGACUGCUGGUGGUGUGUUGCUCCCAGCGCGUAAACUACUCGAAAAGAAGAGCUCAGUUUCACUGCUCAACACGCACUCCUCACAGCCAGCUUUGCGGCCUUCUUUUGUGGAGGAGGCCAAAGCUUUACGUGGUAUUCCUGAUACGGAUGUUGAAGGCGGGAUUGAAGAUGCUCUGCUGAAACUGGAAGGGAAGAUACCUAGUCCGGCCAACAGCAACUCUUCCGGCGAGAUGGAGGACAAAAGUGAUACAGACUCACCUCCAGGUGGCCUGCCAUUGCAAGAACCUCGGGAAGUGCCUCUUGUUGGAGAGCCAGCAGGGCUUUACAUCCACGAACCACAAGAACUCCCUCUAGGAGGAGAGCCGGAAGAGCUUUACCUGGCAGAGCCACUCGCUCCACCGCCUCUUCUCAAGGAGAUGGCCAGUGGGCAGUUGAAGAUGAAGUACGUCAACCUCGCACCACAGCCUUCGCCGUCUGGAGAGGAUAGUGGAGAGACACCUGCAACUGAGACUCAAGGUGCCAGCAUCUAUCACCUCUCCACCUCGGGGGUUCAGUCCAUGAGCUCGCACACAGAAUACCCGCUCCCAUUCACCAUGCCGCCAAUUGAUAUCCCAAUGACGGAGUCGUCGGCUUCGGUCUUGCCCAUGACUUCCAGGCUCAGCCGGUUCCCAAUACCGGACCCAUACACGAAUCAACGAGAUUCCUCGCCAGAGUCCUUUCCUUACGAGCGGAAGCCAGAGAGUAUCGCCAGCAUCUCCAACGGCCACUAUCCCAGCUUCCGUCCAGGGCCGUGGAGUGUGGACGCCCACGGGUCAUUCCUACUGGAUGACAACGAGACGUUAAGUGACAUCUCGACAGAGAUCGCAGACUACCGAAACAGCGAAGAAGGUGUUCGCAGCUUCUACUUUGACGAUGACGACCCGCAACCUAUUCGGCCAUUUCAACCUCUCUCGACUCCACCAUCUACUGCAGCUGGGCAAGGAGACAUGUCACCAGACCGGAGGCAACUAAUACCACGACUGCUCCCUCGCGACCCAGGACGACCACUCAAAGAAGCAAUCAGCCAACCACGACUUCAACCUCAGAUGUCCAAUCAACCCUUUCCACGAGCGAAUGGUGAAGUUAGAUCAAACAGAGUCUCACCUGAUACUCCAGCGUACCCCUCUCACCUACCAUUCAUAUUGGCGUACGAGUCUGAGUGUAUAGCCGAGCAGCUCACAAUCAUCGAAAAAGACGCUCUAGAUGAAGUCGACUGGAAAGACCUCAUCAGUCUGCACUGGUCACAAACCCCACCCUACGUCCGCAACUGGGUUGACUACCUCGACAAAGAAAACGCCAACGGCAUCGACAUCGUCAUCGCACGCUUCAACCUCGUAGUCAAAUGGUGCGUCUCCGAAAUCGUCCUCACCGACGCCCCCAGCGAGCGCGCCCGCGCCAUCACAAAAUACAUCCACAUCGCCACGCACUGCCACCGCAUGCACAACUACGCCUCCAUGUACCAAAUCACACUCGCCCUGCUCUCCACCGACCUCUCCCGCCUGCACCGCACCUGGUCCCUCGUCGCCGUGCGCGAAAAACAAAUGCUCGAACACCUCGAACGCCUCUGCCGGCCCCUCCGCAAUUUCUACUCCCUCCGCGCCGAGAUGGAAACCGCCUUCGCGGGCAACGGCGUCAUCCCCUUCAUCGGCCUCUACACGCACGACCUCAUGUUCAACGCGCUGAAAUCGUCCCGGAUCGAAUCGCCGCUCAACAAGGGUAAAGAGCCGCUCGUGAACUUCGAGCGGUAUCAGACCGCCGCGACGAUUAUCAAGAAUUUGUUGCGGCUGAUCGAGGCGAGUUCGAAGUAUGAGUUUCAUCCCGAGCCGGAGGCACUGAGUCGGUGUCUUUGGAUUGCGGCGUUGGAUGAUGAGGAGAUUGAGAGGAGGAGUAAGGGGUUGGAGGCGUUGUAG